AUGAGUCUUGUGAUUGAGCGCAUUUGGUAUUCGGGAGAAGACGAGAAAGAAAAAGAAUCAGAACAAGCAGGAAAAGAAGUAGAGAAAGAAGAAUUCAAAGAAGAAGAUAGUGAUUCAGAAUGGGAAUGUAAAAUUUCAGAACCAGAAUGGGAAGAUUAUGAUUCAGAUCCAGAGUAUGGUCUUGACCUUUCCUCGAUGGCUAUUUCCAGAUCGUACAUUACCACCACUUUCAAUGAGUCAAGUAAUACGAUUAAUCAAUUUACUUGGUUCCAAUUUGAACUCUCUGACCCUUCGCUUUUUCUUGCAUCUCAAUAUUGUCCUGGAUAUCACAUGAAAGAGAUCGACUGGUUAAACGUACCAAUGUUAAAGAACAUUGGAACAAUUGUUACAGACGUAUUUUUAAGUGGAGACAAAUGGCAACGUGCACUAAGAUUUGCUGAUGGAAAGGCUUUUAAAAGUGUACCUCAUGUUAAACAUAUCUUUUUUAUUGGGACCCCAUUCCCCGAUACUUAUGCUCAUUUAGUUAGACUCUUUGAUGCAAAUGGAGUACAAUCUCAUCUUGUAAAGGGUUCAUCUUGGGAUACAGCUAUGGAUCUCACCCAAACAUGCUAA
This is a messenger RNA of Melampsora larici-populina 98AG31, 612 nucleotides long. RefSeq lists its product as uncharacterized. The transcript has 5 exons. The record is from RefSeq and is a predicted model, not a curated record. The coding region runs from base 1 to 612 and encodes 203 amino acids. NCBI's taxonomy places the organism in Eukaryota, Fungi, Basidiomycota, Pucciniomycetes, Pucciniales, Melampsoraceae.